Messenger RNA from Mytilus trossulus (common blue mussel), 1263 nucleotides. RefSeq names its product beta-1,3-galactosyl-O-glycosyl-glycoprotein beta-1,6-N-acetylglucosaminyltransferase-like. Bases 1 to 1263 code for a protein of 420 amino acids. The transcript is spliced from 2 exons. Gene Ontology annotation, molecular function: acetylglucosaminyltransferase activity. The record is from RefSeq and is a predicted model, not a curated record. NCBI's taxonomy places the organism in Eukaryota, Metazoa, Mollusca, Bivalvia, Mytilida, Mytilidae. Gene Ontology annotation, cellular component: membrane.
AUGUACACUAGCAUUAGAUUAAAACAAAUCAAAAGAGUCAAUGGACAUAAUAUGGAAACAUAUACAAAACAAACACAUGCUAGAACACCGCGGUUGGAAGCGCAAACAGCAGAAUAUAAAUUCCCGCCAUUUUUGCAAAUAAACAGGAAAGUGAAUUGUCGUAAAAUUAUUGAAGGCGACGAAGAAGAAAUAGCAAAAGCCAAUAAAUAUAUGAAAUUUAAUCAGCCAAAGAGAAUAACAGAACAGGAAUAUAUUAAUUACACUAAUAACUGUAAUAAUUUCGUAAAUUGUUUUGGCUACGAGGCCUACACUGUGAUGGAAGAAGAAAGAAAGUUUCCGAUAGCAUUCAGUAUUUUGACAUUUAAAGAUAUUGAUCAAACUGAACGUUUGCUUCGAUCGAUCUAUCGCCCCCAUAAUCUUUAUUGCAUACACAUAGACAACAGCUCUUCAGAAGUAUUUCACAAUUCAUUGAGGAAGAUAUCAAAUUGUUUAAGCAAUGUAUUCAUUGUUUCAAAGACCGAAGACGUGAUUUAUAACCAUGUAUCGAGGCUGAGAGCAGAUAUUAAUUGUAUGGCUGAUCUCUUGUCAAAAUCAAACAAAUGGAAAUAUUUCAUUAAUUUACCUCAUCAACAAUUUCCUUUGAAAACAAAUUUAGAAAUGGUAAAAAUACUGAAAAUUUACAACGGUGCAAAUGACAUUGAAGGGAUUACAAACAGACUCUUAUCCAAUCGCUUUAAAUACAGUUAUAAAUAUAUCAAUAACACUUUGAAACGCAUAGGUCUAAAGAAUGGAAAAUUGCCAUACAAUGCAAAUAUCGUAAAAGGCAGUGCAUAUGGUAUUUUUAGUCGUGAAUUUGUUAAAUAUGUGAUAUAUGACGAAAAAUCUAAAGCCGUUUUGAAGUAUAUGGGGGACUUUAAAAGUCCAGAUGAAUAUUACUGGUCUACAUUGAAUCACAACGAGGUACUGAAAGCUCCUGGACGAUAUAUAGGCAAUCCAGAGAAGAAGCCAUGGCUUGCCGUUUAUGCCUCAUGGCCUCCAAGAGACCGUUGUCAUGGUAAGAUUGUGCGGAACAUUUGCAUUUAUGGAGUGGGAGAUUUGAACCAACUUGUUUCAAGAAAAGAACUUUUUGUCAAUAAAUUCUACCCGGAUUAUCAAUACUUGGCUAUUGACUGUUUAGAAGAAUAUAUUCGUAACAAGACGUUAAGUCCGUUGCCAUUCGAAUCGUUUUACUACAAACAAUUACCUUUUAUAAGAAAAUCUUGA